AUGUACUUUGAAAUUGUUGCGGAAACCGAUUUCGACUCCAUCACCCCCGAACAGAGUGCCGCAAUCGGCCGCAAACUAGGGAUACUCAACAUCCUCGCCGAAACAGCCAUACAGACGACGUUGUGGGGCAACAAAUGCUGUCUGCUCCUAUUGUACAACCGCCUGACACACGGAAAGCUCACGAACGACAGCCUCCUUGGACACUACCGCAACACAUGGUUCGCUGUUGCCAUUUACACGGGACUGGCAUAUCUUGCGGUCAUUGUGGCGCUGUAUGGAGGGUGGUGUCGCCCAUUCUCCGACUACAUGGAACUUGAGCCUGGCAAUACCCAGUGUUUGACAUGGACAAACUACAACAUCCUGCAAAUCACGAUGAACCUCUCGACGGAUCUCAUCCUGCUGGCGAUACCCGUCACGCUCAUCAGCAAGCUCAAGAUGAGGAUUGGGAACAUGGGCGUAUUCGUCAUGCUCUGCGCGAUCCUGAUGAAAGUCGCCGUCUUCACCAACUCGACCGACCCCAUCUGGUUCCUGUGGUCCGUUCGCGAGGUCAGCACGGCGAUGCUGGUCGGUAACCUCGUCCUCGGCAUGCCUAUUCUCCGGACCUGGUGGCGGUUCUUCAUACCCGCGGGCGACGGCAGUACGGGAGGAAAGUCGUCGACGGCGGGCACGGGUAGCACGGCCACUUCGGCCGUGACGGGGAAGGCCACAAGGGAUCCGACCGCGUCCGCGGCUUCUGAACCGGGCACGUCGAGGUUGGCGUCGCCGGCGAGGGUGACUAUCAAAAGCGUGUAUACGGAUGCCGAGCUUUAUGGUAAGGACGGCGCGAAGGGUACGAGUCGGAGGUUAUCGGUCGGGCAGGAGAGUGUAUGA
This is a messenger RNA of Colletotrichum spaethianum, 870 nucleotides long. RefSeq lists its product as uncharacterized. The record is from RefSeq and is a predicted model, not a curated record. The transcript is spliced from 5 exons. Bases 1 to 870 code for a protein of 289 amino acids. NCBI's taxonomy places the organism in Eukaryota, Fungi, Ascomycota, Sordariomycetes, Glomerellales, Glomerellaceae.